UGCUCCCGUCUCCCUUUUUUUUUCUGAAUUCCUUUUCUCGGGCUGCGGAGAGUGGGUGGAGCCUUCGCGAUUUGGGCCGACAUGAAAUCGGGCUCAAAUUUUGUCGGCCCAAUUAAAGCCCAUAAUGGUUAAGAUUGGGCCUCGCAUGUUCAUGGGCCUGCCGAAUCGUGUUAGAGAUGGACGCGGUGGUGCCUUGACAUCUUCGAUUGGACAGUUGGAGCAGCCGGAAGAGGCGAUGGCGCGAGGUGGCGCGUGGGUCGCGGCGGCGUCGGCGAUGCUGUGGUGGAUGGCGGCGGGGGCCGGCGCGGUGUGGCUGGAGAUUCACCCGUCGGCGACCAAGUGCCUGUCGGAGGAGAUCCAGUCCAACGUCGUCGUCAUCGGCGACUACUCCAUCCUGUACGAGCACCACCACCCGCACCCCACCGUCUCCGUCAAGGUUACAUCCCCGUUUGGAGACAUUGUGCAUAAAAGAGAAAAAGUUUCAAUGGACCAGUUUGCAUUCACCACAGCAGAAGCAGGAAACUACCUGGCCUGCUUCUCGAUUGAUGGAGAGGACAAGGGGUUAGCGGUGAAACUAAAGCUUGAGUGGAAAGUUGGGAUUGCUGCUAAAGAUUGGGAUUCUAUUGCUAAAAAGGAAAAGAUCGAGGGAGUUGAGCUAGAGUUGGUCAAGCUUGAAACAUCUGUCCAAGCAAUCCAUGAAAACCUGCUUCUGCUCAAAUCCAAAGAAGCUAACAUGAGCAAUGUCAGUGAGGAGACAAAUGCUAGGAUCACGUGGUUUAGCAUGAUGUCGCUUAGUGUUUGCAUUAUAGUCUCUGUUUUGCAGUUGUAUCAUCUACAGCAAUACUUCCGAAAGAAAAAGCUAGUAUAAAUGGCAUCUCUAAUAUAGUCCGCUGCAAUAAUCGUACUUUAUGUUAUAUUUAUUGUAUGAGAUCUGAUAAUUUGGCCAUUAUGAGGAUCAAAAACAUUUUUUAAUAAAACUAGUAACAUUUUAUAACCUAAAA
Phragmites australis (common reed) is the source of this 1001-nucleotide messenger RNA. RefSeq names its product transmembrane emp24 domain-containing protein p24delta4-like. Gene Ontology annotation, cellular component: endoplasmic reticulum; Golgi apparatus; COPII-coated ER to Golgi transport vesicle. Gene Ontology annotation, biological process: Golgi organization; intracellular protein transport; endoplasmic reticulum to Golgi vesicle-mediated transport. Bases 125 to 868 code for a protein of 247 amino acids. NCBI's taxonomy places the organism in Eukaryota, Viridiplantae, Streptophyta, Magnoliopsida, Poales, Poaceae. The transcript has 4 exons. The record is from RefSeq and is a predicted model, not a curated record.